Magallana angulata is the source of this 4632-nucleotide messenger RNA. Its product is annotated as E3 ubiquitin-protein ligase TRIM71-like. Bases 131 to 1798 code for a protein of 555 amino acids. The transcript has 2 exons. The record is from RefSeq and is a predicted model, not a curated record. NCBI's taxonomy places the organism in Eukaryota, Metazoa, Mollusca, Bivalvia, Ostreida, Ostreidae. Gene Ontology annotation, molecular function: zinc ion binding; protein binding.
CGUAAGUUUAAAUCAGUCAUGUGUUAUAUUUAACAAGGAACAAUAAAUACGUGGAACCGGCCAUGUUGAAUUGUGAAGCGAUGUUAUUCAUCAAUAGUUGGACACUAAUUAGAACAAUGUUUCCCUGAUCAUGGACCCUAGGCACAGUCUCCAAGAUGUUGUAUACUGCACCUUGUGUCAGACUUCUAUAGCCCCAAUGUGCUGUGAAGUUUGUCAUAUACAUCUGUGUAAAGACUGCGUAGAGAAACAUUUAUCUGAUUCUUCUAACGUUCAUAAGGUGGUGUCACUUAAACAAUACUUAAAUACUUUGAACUAUCCUAAAUGUGUAAUACACCCUACCAAACAAUGUGAACUCCACUGUGAACAAUGUGACAUCCCCAUUUGUGUACAAUGUAUUUCGUCUGGAAAACAUUUAGGACAUAAACAAAUUGAUAUUUUAAAAACAUUUGAAAACAAAAAGCAAGACUUACAGAGAGAUUUGAAAGAAUUAGAGACAAUUAUUUAUCCUAAAUAUAAAGAGAUGAUAUCUAGUAUCCCAGUUCAGAAAGCCGAUCUAAAUAAAAACUCCAACGAAUUGGCAACUUCUCUUCACAAACAAGGAAAUAUCUGGCACAUGGAAAUAGACAUCAUUAUCAAAAACCUGAUAUCUAAUGUGGAGAAAAUGGAAUCUAGACACCUAGAUGUCCUUAAUAAACAGGAAGAUGAAAUUACACGCACCAUUGCUGAAAUCACACAGAGCAUUGAUGAACUAAAGAAGUUAAUGAACUCCAAAGAUGUCUACCUUGUCUCCGAGUACAAAUCCAGGAAUGCGGAAUUCAGAAGACUGCCUCCCAAACUUAAAGUGUUGUUCCCAAACUUCAUGCCUAAAGAAAUUCACAGAGAACAGUUAAUUGAACAGUUUGGUUCUCUGUCAGAACUAUCUUGCAAAACAGUGGAACAAGACUACAGCAUACUGGCCCAGGGAACCGAGUCCUCUCCCCCAGACCGGUCAUUGAUGGUUGUACCCCGGGUCAUUACAGAUAUAAAAACAGAAUAUACAAGAUUAUACGGCGUAAAUUGUUUCAAUGAUGCAGAGAUUUGGACGUGUGGUAAUAACAGCAUGAUAAAACUAUACAACCAUCAGGGGGAACAAGUGAAGUUAUUCCAGACCGAGUCAGGAAAGAUAGCAGAUGACAUAGCAGUGACAAAAAAUGGGGAUCUAGUUUAUACUGACUACAUUGAUAGCACUGUGAACGUAGUGAAGAAUACACAAAUACAAACAGUGAUCAGACUACAAGGAUGGAGACCUCUGGGUGUAUGUAGUACUUCCUCUGGUGAUCUUUUGAUUGUCACAGUCGCUGAUGAUAAUAAACAAGCAAAAGUUGUGCGUUUCUCUGGUUCAUUACAGAAGCAAACUAUUCAAUACAAUGACAAAGGACAACCUCUUUAUUCAUAUGAUGUCAUUAAAUACAUCAGUGAAAACUGUAAUCUAGAUGUAUGUGUAUCUGACAAUGGGACCCGGGCUGUUGUGAUAGUCAAUAAAGCCGGGAAACUUCGGUUUUCCUACACUGGUACUCCUUCUACUACUAAGAAGCAAUUUGAUCCACGUGGCAUCACAACAGACAGCCAGGGUCGGAUCCUGAUAGCCGACUCCAACAACCAGUAUAUCCACAUUCUGAAUCAGGACGGACAGUUCCUCCGCUACAUUGACAAUUGCGAUUUACGAUAUCCAUGGGGUUUAUGCGUAGACUCAAGAGACAACCUGUUUGUGGCUGAGUGUAGAACAGGUAGAAUAAAGAAAAUAGAAUACAGCAUGUAGACAAACUCUAUGUAUACGACGGUUGCCCCAAACUAGCGUAGACAAGCGGCGUUAUUCAGUUAAUCGAAGACACAAAGUGAGGAAACUUGUGCAACAAAGGGUUCAAGUAACUUGCAAACAAAUUAUAAAUUUUGUAAAUAUUGUUUACAUGUAAGAUUAAAUGAGUGAAAAGCAUACCUUUUCAAUAAAAAGAACUCCGCAAAUUUACGUAAAAACGCAUUUAAAUUUGUUAAUUAUUAUUUUAUUCUGCCAGAAAAUGUUUUGACCAUAAGAAAACUUUUAAAGAUUUUAUAGGGCUUUUUGUGGCACGUUGAAGUGCUAACACACAACAAAUUGACGACGUCGGCGUUUAAGGCAGCGCAGCAGCAACUGGUUAAAUUCUGUAAAGACCUUAAAACAAACCCUAAGAUGCCUUUGAAAUAUAUAGAAUUAACAAAAUCGCUUAGAAAUGCAUUUUGUGAAUUAGAAGAUUUUCAAAAUUGAAAAUAUUUAGUAGAGUAAGAUGACAAUAAGUGAAAAAAGAAACUCGACCGAUAGAAAUAGACGUCAAACUUCUGAACGACACAUUUCGGCAAGACGGACAGUAAACAAAUAAUACAUGGCAAAACUGGGGUCAGCAGAUCGUUUGUACUUAGAAAAUAUUUUAAAAAGCAAAACUAGAAUUGUAUAUUGAGUGUGCACUCACGAUACACGUUUAUUGUUUAAAGAAAAUAUUUUUUUCCAAGACAUUUUCGGAAAUAAAAAUUAAAUUAUAUUUUGAACGAUGUGUUAGUUAGUUUAUCUAUGAGGACAAUCUGUAGGUUUAUAUACAUGUAUAUAUGUGGCAAGUAAACAUCUGAUAUAUAUAGUUCAUUUAACUGUGCUUGUAUAUUUUGAAUAACAAAUAUGAUCAUGACUAUGUUUUAUCUAUUUCAUUUUUUACAAUACAAUAGGAUACAGAACAUAUAAUGAAUAUUACAUGCAACCAGAAUGGCUCUGCAUUUAAUACCCACGAUAAUGUACGUAUUAUAAGAGGGUUAACGAAGUCUUUAACAGCAAUAGAGCGAGACCACAAAAGGGAGAGAGGUCCAACAAUACUUAAUAGGACUGGUAGAGAUGUGUUACAACGUAACUCAUUUGAUUUUCUACCACAAUUAAAAUUGUUUUGAUUAUAGUUUUUACUAAGUAGACUUACAUAAUUUAUAUUCUGAUUUAAGAAUGGAAGUAGCUACGCGAUUUCAUUUUGUUAUAAACGUUUCCGGAUAUAUGUAAAAUAUUAGUGUGUGUGUGUGUGUGUGUGUGUGUGUGUGUGUGUGUGUGUGUGUGUGAUUGUGUGUGUGCAACAUCAGUGUGAUACAAGUUAAGAAAGAGGAAGGACAUGAUCUUUCCUUCAGCAACCUUAGUUAAGUUUGUAAAUAGUUAACGUGGUUAAUCUUGUUAUAUUUUUUGUAUUAUUAUAUACAAUUUCAGAGAACCAAUAAGGAUUGUUUUUUAUGUAUUCUUGUUGACGUUUUAAAGGGGCAUGGUGACGAUUUUGGUCAAAUUUUCUUUUUCUUUUUUUAUUAUUUACAAUGCUUUAUGAAUGCAUUUCUAAUGAUCAAUGAAAUUUGGGUGCCCGGCAUUGAGCUUUAAGCCAGAUACAGGGUUCACAAUUCUUCGUCAUGUAAACAAGGCUCGUGCCCUGUUUUUGUUUACAUAGGUUCAAUAUACCAGUAAAAAUCUUUUUCAAGAUGAUUUGUCUAUACUCUUAUUCAUUUUAAGCAUAAAUAAACAGUUCCUAACGAUGAACACAUUCAUUUUAGGUCUAAAACUGGAAUUUACACUUCAACAUUCAAAAUGUAAACAAAAACUUUGUUUACAUGGCAAGGAAUUGUAAGUUCUGUAACUCGCUUAUAACUCGACAAAUGACACUCAAAUUUCGGUUGCCCAUUAAAAAUGCCUUACUGAAGCAUUAAAAACAUUAAAGUUGAUAUAAUAUUUUUUAACCAAAAUCGUGACCAUGCCCCUUUAAAGUGACUUAGACAUUUUACUUUAUGUUAGGUUGAUCUUAUCGGUAUUGUUACUCAAUACCUUUAAUUACUUUUUAAUUAACAAGUUACAAAUUAAUCAUCUGAAAAACUUAUUUGUUUUUUAUAUUUAACAAAAUUAAUUCAAUAUAUAGAAUUUGAAAGAUGUUAGUGUGAAUAUAUUAUUUUUUAUUAUUCCAGAAAUACACUUAUAAACGACUAUAUUGCCAUAGAGAGGUCCUAUUCUGUUUUAUUACAGGUAUAAUUGUCUAAAACACGUUCAAAUCAAUUUUUUUUACUCAUUUGUCUUAAACAUAUUCAAAUCAAAUGUUUACAUUUUGGUAAAUAAAUGCUAUGACAUGGGGAAUAACUCUAGGAUAGUAUACAUAAUUGAAGAUUACAUGAAAGUUUAAGGUGGUAUGAGACACCUCCAUGUUGUGACGUAUUGUUUAUUGUAAUAAACAAAAAAAUUAAAGAAUAAUUAUAUCAUUUGUUUCUUUCACAGUACUGUUAUCUUACAGCGCAGUGGGCUAGCGGGUUAACUACUGAUCUGUACGUCAUGAGUUAGAAUCCAUCUGGUGACUUGAUAAAAUUUUUACCUUUACAAAACUUUUUAAAACGUGUUUUAUUGGUGAAAUAUUGUGAAAUUUGAAAAUUCUAAAUCAAUUAAAGUAGUUUAAUAAUAAUGUUUAACUAUCGACAGAUAUCUCAUACCACCUUAAUUAAAUUGAAACUGAUCGAUUAUACCUGAAAUCUUAUAUCAAUAAUGUAACUUAGUAAUAUGUCUGUAUAUCUAUAGGGUGAUAUUUAAUUCAUACCUAUAUUGAAUAAACCAUACCAUUGAACCAA